Molecule: messenger RNA, 591 nt
Organism: Musa acuminata AAA Group (dessert banana)
Lineage: Eukaryota; Viridiplantae; Streptophyta; Magnoliopsida; Zingiberales; Musaceae
Product: epsin-3-like
Exons: 4
Coding region: 1-591 (196 amino acids)
Biological process (GO): endocytosis
Cellular component (GO): plasma membrane; clathrin vesicle coat; endosome
Molecular function (GO): phospholipid binding; clathrin binding
Source: RefSeq, a predicted model, not a curated record
AUGGCGACUCUUUCCUCCGGUGAGGUCAAGAAGCAGAGCUUCCUCAAAUCAAAAAUCUGGGCCGCAAGAAUACUCCUCACCAAUGUCACUCAUGCAGAACUGCUGGCCAAAGAAGCAACGAGAAGCAAGCCAUGGCCGCCGCAGGACACGGGGACGCUGCAUGACAUUUCAGAAGCUACUUUCGACAUCGAUGAUUUCUUCAGAGUCGUGGACGUUCUGCACGACAGGUUCGAGAAAUUUAAUGAGAAGCAAUGGAAGAAAGGCUACAAGGCUCUGAUACUGCUGGAAUACCUUCUGACGCAUGGGCCACUGAGCUUUGCAGAUGAGUUAGAGAGCGAUAAGGAAGUGAUACAGAAGAUGUGCAACUUCCAUUGCUAUGAUGAAAUGGGGCAUAAUUGGGGGUCGAUGAUGAAGAAGAAAUCAGAGAGGGUGCUGCAGCUGAUGGAGAAGGGACCAUUCCAGAAAGAAGAGCGCGACCGGCUCCGACAGACUACUCGGAGGAUUCAAGGCUUUGGUAACUCCAGUUCCGAUUGUCCACUCCCCGGCAGGGCUGAAGAGGCCUCAGAAGUGAAGCACCCAAAAGAGGAUUAG